AUGAAGUGCCUUCCAGCUGGCUUUCCCAAGCAUUGUAGGGGUGCGGCAAUGACAGGGAAAUCGAUUGUGGUGACUAGAGCUCUUGGCCGUUAUCAACAAUCACGUCCUCGUCGAUACCAGCAAAUACGGCAUGCCUCUACGAGCCCAUCGCGGAUGCGGACAGCACUCUUCUUUCCAGGAUCUCCUGCUGACAGUCGAAAAGGCCAAGGGGUUCAAAGAGUGGGCAUGCUCACGCCAUGGCUAGAGGCAUUUCCUGCAACGGCAAAGCCAGUGGUGGAAGAGAUUGACGAGUUGCUGGGUUACAAGAUCUCUAAGAUUAUCGACGAGGGGCCGAACAGCACUCUCACCGCGACUGGAAAUGCUCAACCCGCGAUUAUGGCUUCCUCCAUCCUUAUCCUACGAGUAUUAGAGCAGGAAUUCGGAUUCAGACCGUCGGAGAGGUGUGGUGUUACACUCGGACAUUCGCUGGGUGAAUUUGCGGCCCUGGUUGCUGGAGGGUUCGUUUCCUUCGAGGAUAGUCUAUAUCUGGUCCGGAAAAGAGCUCAGGCGAUGGCGGAAUGCACCCGGCGGGCAUGCGAAGAACAUGGCGGAGAAUACGGGAUGGUGGCUCUCGUCACCGAGCCAGAUCACCUUGCCCCAUUGAUCGAGUCGAUACACGAAUUUCUCGGGUUCCACAGCACUGGUUCGAAAUCCGAAAGCGCGCAGGAUGUGCCACCAAUCGACCAAGUCCUGAUUGCAAACAUAAAUAGCAAGAAUCAGAUUGUUCUCAGUGGGAAUAUUGAAAGAAUCAAAACGCUUUUGACGCAUCUAAGGCAAUUCGGAGGUCAUGAUCCAAGGGCCGUCAGAUUAAAGAGCGACAGCCCUUUCCAUAGCCCGUUGAUGAAACCAGCUGCAGCAUCCAUGAAGAAAUGGUUGGAAGGCAAGAGCCGGACUAAAGGCCGCGAAGAUCAAGAUAUUGUCUCAUUUCCUGGGGUCAUGGAGUGCGUUAGCAACGUCACUGCCCGACCGUUUCAGAGCAAGGAGAAGCUAAAGGAACUUUGGGCGCGACAAUGUGUAGAAACUGUCAGAUGGUGGGAUUCGAUCAAGUAUCUGGAUCAGGAGCGGAAAAUCCGACGCUGGAUUGGUAUCGGGCCUGGCAAGAACAAUCCCCUCCAGAUCACGAUCUUCCCUUCUGCGCCAAACAACAAACCACUCCGCACACCCCUCCAAUUCUCCCUCAUACUCUCUAGCACCCUCGACAUAUUUGAGACCCGCUCCAAGGCGAAUCUCACAUCUGGCGGCGGUCUCUCCGGUGAUUACGGGCUUCUACACGCGGUCGACGAGCGGCUGGCGGCCUAUGGCUUCGAGACUAAUACCGGGGUGAAGUUUGUAGUAGUAGUGGAUAUGAGAGGCAGGGCGGUGGCUGAGGUGGCUGGAAAGAGUGUGGGCGCCGGCGGGUUGGGGGUUAGGGAGGGCGAGAUGAAGCUGGUUUUUAAGUCGUUGCAAGGAGCAUAUGUGAGGUUAUUGCAGAACCCUUUCUAUGAUCCUGAUGAGCAUAGUCCGCCAACGGGGCGGGGUGGGAAGAAGAUCACGAGCGCGAGGUUUGCGGAAGAUAUUAGACGGAUUGGAGAGAGCUGGACUCCUGGUGUAGGGAGCUUGUGA
Messenger RNA from Venustampulla echinocandica, 1641 nucleotides. Its product is annotated as Malonyl CoA-acyl carrier protein transacylase. The transcript has 4 exons. Gene Ontology annotation, biological process: endoplasmic reticulum to Golgi vesicle-mediated transport; fatty acid biosynthetic process. Gene Ontology annotation, cellular component: mitochondrion. The record is from RefSeq and is a predicted model, not a curated record. Lineage: Eukaryota; Fungi; Ascomycota; Leotiomycetes; Helotiales; Pleuroascaceae. The coding region runs from base 1 to 1641 and encodes 546 amino acids. Gene Ontology annotation, molecular function: [acyl-carrier-protein] S-malonyltransferase activity.